Messenger RNA from Anopheles bellator, 2052 nucleotides. RefSeq lists its product as uncharacterized. Gene Ontology annotation, cellular component: nucleus. Lineage: Eukaryota; Metazoa; Arthropoda; Insecta; Diptera; Culicidae. Gene Ontology annotation, molecular function: DNA-binding transcription factor activity, RNA polymerase II-specific; zinc ion binding; RNA polymerase II cis-regulatory region sequence-specific DNA binding. Gene Ontology annotation, biological process: regulation of transcription by RNA polymerase II. The record is from RefSeq and is a predicted model, not a curated record.
AUGAUCGACAACGGGUACUCGUACGUGACGCGCGACAACCUGCGGUACACGGAGCUGAACGAUGGCCGCUCGUACGCCCAGAUGGGCACGGUGACGUCACCGUCCACGACGGCCAUGGUCAACCGCGGGCUGGUCGACUACGACACGGCGGCGCACCUCGCGAACCACCGCUCGUACGAUCCGGCGCCGCAGACGGCCUUCGAGCGCUACGACACCAGCAGCUACGUGCCGCAGCGCGCCAACCUCUACCCACCGGCCGCCUACGGCAGCGCCUACGGGCAGCCCUCCAUCCUCGACGAGGAGCCGAAGUACCUUACCGGGCCGGAGCAAUCGCCCGGCCACCCGGCACAGGCACAGCAGCAACACCACCACGUCGGCAGCUCGAUGAAGAUCGAGCUGGACGAGGUCGGCUCGACCGGACCGAUCUACCCGCGCCCGAUGUACCACUACGAUCCGACGGGCUGCGGCACCAUGCCGCCCGGCUUCUCCGCCAUCAACCUGAGCGUGAAGGAGUCGAGCCCACCGCCGACGGUGGCGCCGCCACCGCUGCCACUGCCGUCGUACAAGGCGAGCACCGGUACGCCGUCUCCGCCGGGCGAUGGCGGGCGCAAGCUGCCGAGCGGUGACGAGCGGACGGGCAAGAUCGGCUCCUCCACCAGCCCCGAGCCCGAUCGCAGCCCGGACCAGCACCGUAACACCAGCCCCAGCCAAACAUCGCUCGAUCUGACCUCCACCAACAACAGUGGUGGUACGAGUCCACAGUUUGCAGCUCGGCAUAGUAACACCAACACCAGCAACAACAGCAACGGUAGCAACAGCAGGAAUAGCUCCAACGCAACCAACGGCAGUGACCCCGUGUAUACUAGCGAGCUCUCGCAGAGCCGAUCAGCGGCCCAGGUGGAGGUGAACCCGGCCAGCGAGUACAGCAGUCCGGAGCGCCCGCUCGGGAUGGGCUUCGCCCGGCCCCAGCCCCCGUCGGCGUCCUACAGCCGGGAGUCGACCCCGGACAGCGGCGGUUCCUACUACGCCGACAGCUACCGCGAUCAGAGUGGUAAGUAGCUGGCAGUCCCUGGCCAUAGAACCCCCAGGCUCACCGUCUGCUUCGCGUGCGCAGGAUACAGCCCGCACACGAGCUACGGCAUGGUGGUGCAGUCCGAGUACACCAACGGCUACGCCGGGUACGCACCGAACGCCUACCAGUACACCGGCCCGUACGCCAGCUCGCUCGGGUCCGGCGUCUACCCGUCGACGGUACCGUCCAGCUAUCCGGCGAGCUCGAGCGCGGCCAGCUUCGUGACACCACCGACCAUGAACCAGCACAUAGCGCCCCACGACAACCUGCUGAAGGCUGGUCUCACCGGCUACCAGCGGCUAGAGCGACCCCAGUUUCCGUCGCAGUCCCAAGAGCUCAAGUGUCCGACGCCCGGGUGCGACGGGUCCGGGCACGCCACCGGCAACUACUCGUCCCACCGCAGCCUGUCCGGCUGCCCGCGGGCCUCCAAGCCCAAGAGCAAGCCCCGCGACGGCCAGGAAUCGGAGCCGCUGAGGUGUCCGAUUCCGGGCUGCGAUGGGUCCGGCCACUCGACGGGCAAGUUUCUGUCGCAUCGAAGUGCGUCCGGGUGUCCUAUCGCGUUCCGCAACAAGAUGCACAUCCUGGAGAACGGCGGCACGAUCGAGCAGGCGAAGGCGGCGAUGGCGCAGGCGGCCGCGGGCAAGUUCGAGCCUUUCGCCUGCCCGACGCCCGGCUGCGACGGGACCGGCGACGUGGACGGCACCUUCAGCACCCACCGCUCCGUCGCCAGCUGCCCGGCCGCCGGCACCCCGCAAGAGCCGACCGCCGGCAGCGGCAAUCAACACCAAGAGCACACCGGCGGGGCGGCCCCGGACGACAUCCUCGCCCUCGACGAGGAGAUCACCGAGCUUAAGCGGGAGAAUGCGCGCGUCGAGCUGCAGAUGCUGCGGCUCAAGUCGAACAUCAACGCGAUGGAGUCGCAGCUGAACCACAGUGGCCCGGUCAAGCUGCUGGAGAUCGGCACCCGAGGCAUCACCUGA